AUGUCGAGCCCCUCCAUCUCUCCUGGUGUCACCAAGUUCAGUGAACAAGAUCGUGAAGGACACUCUGCACCCUGGAUCCAGCCCAAGAAGAACAUUGUCCUGACUUCUCAUGGCCGCCCACCGUGGUACGGUGAAGAUGGUCAGCGAAUCUGUGAUGCUUUCGUCAUUGGGAUAGCUGGUUCCAUACCAACUGUGAUCAUCCUCUCCCAGGCAAGUAGCGGACACUUCUACAAGUACCACACCCCCGAGGAACUCGUCCUCGCUCAUGCUAAUAAAUUGGAUUUUGACCAUCCCGAUGCUCUCGACAUGCCUAUCUUCGCUUCGUGCUUGGCUGACCUGAAGGCAGGGAAGCAAUCAAACAUUCCAAUUUACUCUUUCUCCGAGCAUCAGAGGCUCGAGGAGAAGAAGUAUCUUUAUGGCGCUAGUGUCAUCAUUGCGGAAGGAAUCAUGGCUUUGGUAGAUCCCUCUCUAAGGGCGCUAUACGAUCUCAAGGUCUUCGUUCAAUGUGAUCCAGACCUUAUGCUCGCACGUCGUAUAAAACGAGACGUGAAAGAGCGUGGACGUGCUGUGGAUGGCAUUCUAGACCAGUACCUUCGUUAUGUGAAACCGUCCUACGACAAUUUCGUCCGCCCGACUGCCGCUCAUGCUGACAUUAUCGUUCCUGGGUCAAACAAUGCUGUGGCGAUAGACUUGAUGUGUACCCACAUACGACAGCAACUUCAAGAACGGUCCAAACGAUUCCGCGGGAAGAUUGCAAUCCCGCACUUGUACCUACCCUCCAAGUCUGGUGCAUCCACGCCUGAAAGUACGAUAGAGGACCUAGAUUUGCACAUCAUGCCCCAGACUCGACAAAUUGAGGGUAUUUUCACCAUCCUUCGCGAUAAGGAUUCCAGCCGCCAGGAUUUCGUGUUUUUCGCUGACCGCCUUGCAACACUUUUGGUGGAACAUGCGCUGCAAUUCUUGCCUUACACUCCCAAAACUGUUGUCACUCCAGUCGGUGCUGAAUACGAUGGCCAGAAGCAGGCUGCCAAGUACGUUUGCGGUGUGACUAUCAUGCGAUCCGGCGGUGCUCUCGAACGAGGAUUCCGUCGAGUAAUCAACGACGUGCCUGUGGGUUCACUUCUUGUCCAAUCGGACUUUACAACGGGCGAUCCCCUCCUACUGCAAGUGAUGCUCCCCCAGUACGUCAAACUCCGACAUCUGGCAGAAGAGACUUGGGUGUUCCUUUUGGACGCGCAAAUCGGGACUGCUGCAGCUGCGUUUAUGGCCAUCCGCGUUUUGCUCGACCAUGGCGUGAAGGAAGAUCAUAUCAUCUUUGUGACGUUCCUUGUGGCGAGGACGGGUGGUGUUAGCGUGUUGAGAAGGGCGUUCCCUGGUGUUAAGAUCAUCUGUGGUGCAGUUGAUGAGCACAUGAAGGAAGGAUGGAUGGAGGGUUACAAGGGCGAGGGCAACCCUGAUGGACGAGGCCGGGCGGUGUGGCUGAUGCAGCCUGGGAUGGGCCAAAUCGGCGAUCGAUAUUAUCUAUGA
Molecule: messenger RNA, 1527 nt
Organism: Coprinopsis cinerea okayama7#130
Lineage: Eukaryota; Fungi; Basidiomycota; Agaricomycetes; Agaricales; Psathyrellaceae
Product: uridine/cytidine kinase
Exons: 13
Coding region: 1-1527 (508 amino acids)
Cellular component (GO): cytoplasm
Molecular function (GO): kinase activity; ATP binding
Source: RefSeq, a predicted model, not a curated record